CCCAUUCUCAUUCCCAGGGCUCAAAUAUGCUUUGACACGUCCUUCAGCGUCAUGGUUGAACUCAAUGGGGGAAGCCUUUUGUAAAACUAAAGUAGGCCGAGUAUAAAUAACAGAAAAGUCCGAGUAAGGAGUUGAUUGGUGGUCAGAAACCGGACUACCCAGGGCGUUAAACGGCAAUGCCAAGGGUUCUUGACCUUGGGAUGAGAACGGGUUGCCAAAGCUAAGAAAAGUGAUUCCUGAACUGUGUAGCCUUAUAGCCUCUUGAUGAGUCCCCCACAAUGCUUGUCGUAGGUAGGCCUACAAGUGCAUUCAAAUUUCGAACAAAUGUAGCCUAUCACAAAGUAGCAAGUAACAUGUAAAGUUUGUCAGACGGAUGGUUGAUGGACCAGACUUGCCCACGUUCACCUGUUUUAUCAGUAAAUGUGAUGGUGGACAGGUUUGUGGUUUACCUGAUACAAUAGUAUUCUAUUCUUAUAGUCAGAAGGCCUAUCGUGACGAAAGAGGAGAAUAUUGGAGACUAGCCUUUGUGAUGAAAACAAAAGGACAGGCAGAACAACUCCAAAGACUACAUUUUAGGUUUAGUGUGGACGUAAUUCAGUCUAUCCAGAAUUUCGAGAUGUCGCAAUCGCAACAAAUUCCCGAGAAUUCAGCGUGACACUCCCUCAAAUUUGUCCUAUCCUCGCCGUUUCCAGUUACCUUAUGUCAGCUUGGCAUUUCCUGAUUUACAAGUAACGUCUCACUUGCCGACAAAAAAGGACCGUGAAAAACAGUAGGCUUUCGAUCUUGACACAGAGUGGCAGAAACGCAUGGAGGAAAUCAGACGAGACAACUCACUCUGACACGGGCUGCUGCGUCCCGGUAAAUUGCAAGCCCUGAAAUAAUCAAGGCAAACGAAAGACGACUUGUCCUCUAUUACUGGUCCUGCAUCGCUGUGUCCAGCUGUUCAUGGUCUACUGGACAGCAAUCAGACAAAGGAGCUUUUGUCUGAUAAAUCUUAACAAGCAACAUACUAAAUUGGAGUCACAAGUAUGCACAGUAUCUGAAGAGUUUCAGGCUGUUGGCUUGUGGGGGCUGCAACUUUUUCUACCUCUGCUGGGCUGUAAUUCAAGUCAAAUCAGAAUCUGAGCAGCAGGAUCUUGGGAAGUAGAGUAGUAAGAGUAUUCUAACGCAAUAUGGAGAGGUGGCACUGUUGGCUGCUGCUGUGCACACUAAGUUUAGUACUGGCCUCUGGAGAGGCAAUGAAAAAUGAUGAUGACAUCGACCUUGUCAGCUUUCUGAGAAGUAUCUUCCCCGGGCUGCUGGUGAGAGAGGAGCCACUCAUCAUCAACAGAGACUUUGAGAUAAACUCCCUGAAGGAGCUGGUACGGCAGGAGGGCCUCUCAAUCACAGAGCAAACCAAGGACAAAACAGUCAGUCGGGAUACAAAUGGGGCUCCUGGACCUGUGGUGUCAACCAAAGAUGGCCAGAUCAAGGGGAUUACAGUGGAUAAGGCCCAUAUAUUCUAUGGGAUACCAUAUGCAGACCCCCCAGUUGGGGCUUAUCGCUGGAAGCCCCCUAGACCUGUGAGUCCUUGGACAGGGGUUUAUGACGCAUCCUUCCCCAGGGCGGCAUGUGUGCAGGCCUGCAGGGGACCUGAGGAGUGUCCUCAAAAAGUCAGUGAGGACUGUCUCUACCUCAACAUCUUUGUCCCUGUGGAUGUGAACAUCAGCUCCCCUCUGAGGAGCUCACUGCCUGUCAUGGUGUGGAUCCAUGGUGGGGAUUUCAUUGCUGGCUCUGCCUCCAAGCCCCUGUACGACGGACGCUUCAUCAGUAACUUCACCCGCACUGUUGUUGUAAGCGUGGAGUACCGACUGGGUGCCUUUGGGUUCCUUGUGUCGGGCAAAGACCCUCACACCUCAGCUGCAGGGAAUUAUGGGAUAUUGGACCAGCAGGCAGCUCUUCUUUGGGUCCAGCGGAACAUUGCAGUGUUCGGAGGUGAUCCCAGCAAGGUGACAAUAUUUGGGGAGAGUGCAGGUGCUCAGUCAGUAAGUCUUCACCUGAUGAUCCAGAGCAGCAAGCCUCUGUUUCAACAGGCUGUCCUGCAGAGUCUGCCUUUCUCCAUCCCUCUGAAGACCAGACACGACGCCCUGAGGCUGGGAAAAGACUUUGCUAAAAAGACCAACUGCUCUGUGAGCGACAUCAUCUGCCUGCUGUCUCUCACUCCACAGGCCGUCCUCGCUGCCCAGAUGAAAACAAGUUCCAAGAUUGUGAACCCGUUCAGGUUCCUGGAGGUUUUUGAGACCUGGGGCCCUUACAUUGAUGGGGAGUUAAUAAAAGAGCAAGCUGUCAUUGCCUUCCUAAAGGGCCACUGGCAGAAAGAGAAGCCAGUGCUGCUGGGUACGACCUCAGAAGAGGGGGUGCUCUUUGUGUAUGGUGUCUUCAACAAGCCAGUCUCUGCGUUGGAGAGCACUGUGUACAUCACAGCCAUCUUUAAACAACACACACUGCGGAUCCUGCACAAGUACCUGCCCCUGUACAGGGAUGCUGACCGCAGGGAUAUGCUAGCUCAGAUCGUCACCGACUUUGUCUUCCUGUGUCCGUCCCGGAGGUCAGCACGUGCUGGCACAGCAACUGGCAGCCAAGUGUGGAUGUACGUGUUCGACCACGUGGUGUCAGACCAUCGUGUGUGGUCAGGUCUGACUUUCUGCUACCAGCACGCCUGCCACAGCGCCGAGCUGCCCUUUCUCUUUGACUCUGCCUCGGUGGCCAACUUCACCCUGUCACCGCCAGAGAAGCUGCUGUCCAAUCGGAUGCUGUGCUACUGGGGAGCCUUCGCCCACACUGGUGACCCUUCCUCGCGGGUCCAGCAGACGACUUUCUGCCGAGAACAGCGUCUGCCUGUUUGGCCGCGCUAUUCCGACACCAGCGGCUGGCUGGUCAUGAACCUGACGGCACGUUCACAUGCUCAGGUGGGGUCCAGGAACCAUAUAUGUGACUUCUGGGACCAACUGGGUGUCUACUAAUGAGGGGACAGGCUGGUGUUGGGUUGCUUUCCAUCGAAGUAGCAUCAAUACAUGCUGUUUUCUUUGUUCCUGAGAAUGUAAACUCGUCACAAAAUCUUGCAGCAUUAGAUAGAGGUGUUCAUCACAAAAUAUAUAUUCAUCAGUAUUAAACAUGAAUUGCUACCAAGCAACAGUUAUUUCAUUAAAUAGUCAAGUUUUAGAUUUGUUUUAUUUCUGUGACCUUUUUCCAGCAACUAGAGAUGUGUGAGUGUUCGGCAUAAUAAGUCAAAAGACUGAAUACAUUUUACCGAACAAUUACGUUGACGUGUCGGCAGUGUGGAAGCAUUUUAAAGUGUCCGAGAAAGACACAAAAAUCACCGUUUGCAGACACUGAAUUGUCUCCUAGCACAUCCACUCCAUCUGUGGCUGAAUGGCUUUGAGUGUUUCUGUCACUCGUUUGUGAGAGGGCGAUAAAGCUAGCCACACCUAAGUUUGGAGUGCUCACGUAUUCAAGCCUUUAUGGUAAAUCCACUGAAACGGACCAGAGCGAGCUGACAGGCAGGUUAGAGACGUUAUCCUGUCAGUUUACAAAGACAAGUGUUGCAGUAUGAGAGUCCUACCUGAAGAGAGGCUGAUAAGUCUUCAUGUUACGCGAUAGGAGAAUCACAUACAACAUAAUUUAUCAAAUUGGGUUGGACUUGAUCAAUUUUGCGCGAGGACACACGUGACAACAUCUAGUAGGGAUGAGGAUCGUUAAUUUUUAUUGAUAUUGAUAUCCUUAUUGAGACUGCUUAACGAUCCAAUUCUGUAUCGAUACUUUAC
Molecule: messenger RNA, 3803 nt
Organism: Micropterus dolomieu (smallmouth bass)
Lineage: Eukaryota; Metazoa; Chordata; Actinopteri; Centrarchiformes; Centrarchidae
Product: crystal protein
Exons: 9
Coding region: 1173-3002 (609 amino acids)
Molecular function (GO): cholinesterase activity
Source: RefSeq, a predicted model, not a curated record